CCCCAUUAGUGGAAGUAGACGCGUGACAUAAUGUAAUUAUGUCUUAAAACCAGUGCGUUUACCUUCAAUGUUAUUUCUAACCAUGUCGCUAGAGGGCGGUAGUGAUAGCUAGGGAAGUGCUAGCAGUUAGAGUCAGAACCAAAGAAGAAACACAGCUUGGCUGGGAAAGAAGUGAGACCUGCAGUUUCUUUAGUGUCAACAUGCAGACGCCCGUGCAGUCCAUCAUCCACAGUGGCUACUUCCACCCAACCCUCAGACACUGGCAGACCUGUGCCACGGAUUUAAGAGCGGAAAGUUUGAUAUACCCUAUUUUCAUCACAGACAGUGUUGAUGCUGUGGAGCCCAUUGGUAGCCUGCCUGGACAAGCCAGAUAUGGGGUAAACAAACUUGAAGGAAUGCUGCGGCCACUUGUUGAGAACGGCUUGAAAUGCGUGCUGAUCUUCGGGGUCCCUGCAAAAGUUGUCAAGGAUGCCAGAGGGUCAGGGGCAGACACAGACGACACACCAGCCAUCACAGCGGUAAAAACGAUCAGAUCUUUGUUUCCAGAACUGCUGGUGGCAUGUGACGUCUGCUUGUGUCCGUACACGAUACAUGGUCACUGUGGUAUCCUCAAUGAAGAUGGUUCUCUUGACAAUGAUGCCAGCUGUUUGAGACUGGCAGAAGUGGCACUGUCCUACGCCAAAGCUGGUUGUCACAUAAUUGCUCCUUCUGAUAUGAUGGAUGGCAGAGUCGGAGCAAUAAAACAAGCUUUGCUGUCUAAUGGUUUGGGAAACAAGGUGUCAGUGCUGAGCUACAGCGCCAAGUUUGCCUCCUGUUAUUAUGGUCCCUUCAGAGAUGCUGCACAGUCCAAACCAGCUUUUGGGGACAGACGCUGCUAUCAACUCCCGCCUGGAGCGAGGGGGCUGGCACUUCGAGCUGUGGAGCGAGAUGUGAAAGAAGGAGCUGACAUGCUGAUGGUGAAACCAGGUCUGCCGUAUCUGGACAUUGUUCGAGAGGUCAAGGACAAGUUCCCAAUGCAUCCCCUUGCUGUGUACAAUGUGUCGGGGGAGUUUGCCAUGAUAUGGCAUGGAGCACAAGCAGGUGCAUUCGAUUUGCGAGCUGCAGUGAUGGAGGCCAUGACUGCCUUCCGCAGGGCAGGUGCUGACAUCAUCAUUACCUACUACACCCCUCAGCUGCUCACCUGGCUGAAGGAGUGAAGAACGAGGCCUUUAGCGUGGACGGUCGGAUGAAGUCGUGAGCUUUAAAACCAAAAAUCUGACAACACCAAUGCAAACAAAACACUUAUUGGUAAACAUUUACUCAUAUUUGCUGGUAUUUUGCAAACUGAGCCAUUAAACAAUGUGAGAUUAUUAUUUCAAAUUAGAAGUAUUCAUCUAAGUCAGGGGUGUCCAAACUUUUUCCGCUGAGGGCCGCACACUGAAAAAUCUAAGCACGCGGGGGCCAUUUUGAUAUUUUCUUAAUUUUCAAAACCAAUACAAUAUACACUUUUUUUUUUAUCCUUUGGGGCUCGCUCAAGUUAGGUCCUAGGGACCCAGAAGGGUUUCAGUCUUAUAAAAGGUUAAAAAUAAGUCACCCAAUUUUUUGGGGCAAAAAUACAACAUAUACAAUAUUUUUCCCAAAAAGAUUUUCAAAGUGGAAUAUUUGAUGUGAAGUAAUUUGAUCCCUAAAUAGGUCAAUAAUUCAUAGCAAAAUUUAUUUUAAUUUAUUUCUAUUAUUAUUAUUAUUUUUAGCAAAGGCAGGUGUUUUUUAAUUCCACUAAAAUGUUUAAUAACAGUCAAUAUAAUAAUUAGUACAAUUAGUAUUAGUAUAUAAUUUGUAUGUAUUUUUAAAAAAUCAUUUUCACAUUUUUCGUGUUUUUUUUGUUUGUUGUAUUUGUGUCCUUUUUGUCCUUAAAUCAGUAUAUAAUUCAUAGCAACAUUGAUUUUGACUCAUUAUUUUUUGAAAAAUUAUUUAAAAAAUCGUGUUAUUAACGUCAACAAUGCAACUUUUUUUCUCGUUGCAUUUCACCUAUUUACUCUUUUAUUCCACGUUUUAAUGUUUAAAAAAAAAAAAAGUUUUAGUAUUUUUAGAAUGAUGUGCCGCGGGCCGGUAAAACAUGAGCUGCGGGCCGCAAAUGGCCCCCGGGCCACACUUUGGACACCCCUGAUCUAAGUCUAUAGGCACGAAUUGAUGAAGCCUACUCUGAUGCGCGGUGAAACGUCUUCCAAGACAAACCAAACAGUCCAGUUGCGAUCGAUAGAAUGCCCUGAGAUGACUGACCUGGAUGAAUGACAACAUUUAUAGACGUAUUAUGACAGAGGUGUCAAAGUCAAGGCCCGCGAGCCAGAUCCGGCCCGCGAAUGAAUUAUCUAUGGCCCCCGGGAUGAUAUUUGAUUAAUAUUAGAACCGGCCCGCAGGCCACAGCCGCCUGCAGCUGUUUUGCAUGCACCAAUACUCCAUCAGUGUUGGUGCUAGGAAUUUUCCAAAUGGGGACCCCAUCAAGUCAUAAAAAUGGGGUCCCACAGUACAUUUUUGGGGUCCCACUUUUUUGUAACCGUUUUGAAAACAAAUGAUAAAUGUAUGUAUUAUCCUGUUAUACCUCACAUUCUAUAUUGUGUUUUGGAAAAAGGUUGGGAUAAACGUUACUUAAUUCAUUAAAAAAAAAUUAUGCAAAAGAAAACAAUUUUCUGUGCAUAUGUCAAUUUAUUCAGUUAUAAACAUUCAUUCACUUUCUUCUUUCCUUCACGGAUCUAAACUUUACCGCUGCCGGUAUCGUUUUCUAUAUUCUCAUUGUAAUAUUUUCAGAAUGUGUUUGUUCUAUUUUUGGCCAAAGUAAGACAAAGAAAACAAUCUGAAGUUGUCUUUUUUGUUGUUGUUUUAAGGCCAUGAUUUUAAUAGUCCGGCCCGCGUGUGCUCAGAUUUUCCUCCUUGCGGCCUCUGAGCUAAAAUGAGUUUGACACCCCUGCAUUAGAAGUAUGUUUCUACACCGAGAAUGCCAGGCAGUCACCGUAUUGUUGUUUCUUGUAACAAUUUGUCAUUGGGAUUAUUUUUUUAUAAAUUACAUGAUGUAAUGAAAUGAACUUUUAUGACCCAAAUUAAACUUUAUAUUCAGAGUUCUAUUGCUGGUGAGUAUGUGAGAGAAUGCCAACUCAGUGGUCAAUAAAACACAUAAUAUACACAAAUGACUAUAGAGCAGUUUAUUGGUAUUUAACAGUGUGUAUUAAUUUGAUCUUCAAAUAAUACAUUUUUACUAACACAGUACAAUAUAUUCCUUGUAGGAUCUACUUCUGGGCAUUCUAGUGUUGUUCAAGUCUAGACGCUGUUGUGUUAGUGUUGGCAGUAACACCGUAGAGUUCCCCUGCCUGACCGUGCAAAAAUGAAACAUAUUUAGAGAUAUGACUUUGCUAGUCUUAAACAAGGCUUGUCUUGUUAGCCAUGCUGCUUUUAUGUCUACGUUGAUGUUUUCUCAAUCAAUACACCUUUGCCAAUCACAUUAUCAGAUCAACAAACUCUUAAUUUACAUCAUGCAUCAUCUUUUCUAUACAGUACACAAUAUAAAAUAAUUCUUACAGACCAGGGGUGGGCAAUUAAUUUUUUUACCGGGGGCCGCAUGAGCAACCCGAGCACUGCUGGAGGGCCACAUCGACAAUAUUUCAAUUACAUUUUGCUCAAUAUUAUUUUUGAUAUAUACUGUAAGAUAACUAAUAAUAAUAAUGAUAAUAAUAAUACUUUCAUUUAUCCUAACUUAACUUUAUACCAAAAGCACUGCUUUGGAAAUCAUUUGUACCCCUUUCAGAGAUCACAUUUAGUUCCCCUUAAACAUCCUCAUGUUGCACAAUGAAAUGUAAGCAUAGGAUGAAGUGUGCAUUCCUGUAACUUUCUCUAUUAACAGCAUUCCAUAAUUAAUAUCAAUAAAUUAACAUUAAUAAUAAAUGACAGUAAAAUAAACACACGUAUGACUGAGGAGUCAUAGUGUAACUUUGUGUGGUGUUUGAGUUGUCCGACUUUUUGUGUGGCCAUAAACGCACCAGUGGUUUAGUGGUAUGAGUGUUGGUGACAGAUGACAAGUUGGUUUUGGCCUGGUUUGUACGGCAGAAAAUGACUAGUUUUUCGAGAUAGGAGUGUUUUACUCAUGUUUUUGGUGUCGUUAUGGCCGAAUAUAAACAGUUUUGCUCAAUAGAGUGAUCGAUAUAAUUCCUGGCCUCGAAACAUUUCGAUAGACGUUACAAUAAUUGAACGGUGUUCAAUUGAACGGUGUUGACGAACACCGUUAGGGCCGCUUGUUGUCACUCAGUUGCAUUGCAAAAUUACACAGAAUAAAUGUGUUUAUUUUCUUUAGAAUUCAGAUGG
This is a messenger RNA of Entelurus aequoreus (snake pipefish), 4329 nucleotides long. RefSeq names its product aminolevulinate dehydratase (gene alad). Gene Ontology annotation, cellular component: cytosol. The record is from RefSeq and is a predicted model, not a curated record. NCBI's taxonomy places the organism in Eukaryota, Metazoa, Chordata, Actinopteri, Syngnathiformes, Syngnathidae. Gene Ontology annotation, biological process: heme biosynthetic process. The transcript has 12 exons. The coding region runs from base 201 to 1196 and encodes 331 amino acids. Gene Ontology annotation, molecular function: porphobilinogen synthase activity; zinc ion binding.